GUUAAACUGCGUAGGAUGGUCGAGGACCUUCGUUAUUUAAACAGCUUCUCACAGUGGAUGAACCAUAUUGACUGCUCUUUGACUGAAUUUCACGUUGCAGCAAACAUCUCGAGGUAUACGAUAUCUAACUUUGUAAUGAAGGGUCUUUUGGUUACAAUUGCUGCCGUGGCAGCUUUUGCUUCGCUUUUUAACUGCGCCUACUGCGCACCCAUACCUACUUCGGGUGGAAACGUACUUGACGGGACUCCGGAGGAGAAAAAAUUGGCUGUUCGUUUUCUGAAAGGCUAUGAAUACCUGAAAACAGAGACGAGACCUAACGACUCUUCAGCGUAUCAUGAUGUCCUCUCUGAAGCAAUAAGAAAUGUUCAAAGGAUGGGCGACCUUCCUGUCACCGGACAACUCAACGCAGAGACGAUAAAACUGAUGAAUACAUCCAGAUGUGGCACUAAGGAUCCCAUUAAAAAGCUAAACAAAACUGAAGAUGGUCAGAAAGAAAUUGGAAGGUACUAUAUUCAAGGCACCAGAUGGAACAAGAAGCAUUUGACGUACCGCUUUACCAGGUGGCGUACACAUGAUCUUCCUCUAGACACCCAAAGAAAUAUUAUUCGGACAAUGAUCCAAAAAUGGGCUGCCGUGAGCUCGUUGACCAUCACUGAGGCAGACCCUGCAGUUGAUGACAAAGACGUUGACAUCUUGAUUAGCUUUGUUAGACGUUAUCAUGGCGACCCUUAUCCAUUCGAUGGUCAAGGAGGAACGCUCGCUCAUGCUUAUUAUCCACACAACAAUAAAGGUUUGUCCGGUGAUGCUCAUUUUGAUGACGAUGAGAGGUACACCACAGGAGAACCAAGCGGCAUUAACCUGGACUGGGUGGCGCUUCACGAGUUUGGACAUAGUUUGGGUCUGGAGCAUUCCAAUGUGCGUGAAGCCGUUAUGUACCCGUGGUACAAGGGGUAUUUCCCAAACAUCGAGCUUACUGAGGAUGACAUCCUGGGAAUACAGCAGAUUUACGGAAAACCAUCCACGCCUUCAACCACUGUCAAGCCCACAAGUAAAAAGACUCAAUCUCCUACAUCAAGCGAUCCGAAUACACCAUCAACCAAACCAACGCCAUCACCAACCCCAUCACCAACCCCAACUGAUCCCGACACAUCCGAGCCCGAUGUGUGCUCGGUAACCAAGUAUGAUGCUGUUGCGGUCGAAGAAAACCACCGGGGCGAUAGAUUGACGCAUUUUUUUAAUGGAAACUACUUCUGGACGCAUACCGGAACACGUUUGGUUAAGCCAGCUAAAGCCAAGAAAGUUAGAGACGUCUGGUCUGAAGUAGAGACCCCAGUAGACGCCGUUUAUCAGGAUAAAUUAAAGAAAACCCUCGUUUUCUUUAAAGGAAACAAAUUUUGGGAAUACAACAAGAAUAGACAGCUGCAGUCGUUUGGUGAUCUUAACCAAUAUUUUAAUUCCAAAGAAGCCGAAAACAUGGACGCAAUGUUCGUUUGGCAAAGAAAUAGGAGAACAUACGUAUUCAAGGGCUCAAAAUACUGGAGAUACAGUAAAGGUGCAAAGAAGUUCGACUCAGGAUAUCCACGAAAUAUCAAACAAGCCUGGGAUGAAAAUUUCCCCAGUGACAUCAAUGCUGCAGUUUCUUGGCUAAAUGAUAAGAGUUACAUCUUUAAAGGAGACCUAUAUUGGAGGCUGAAGAAAGAUACAACGAAAAUUGAUGUUGGAUACCCGAAACGAAUUGCUGAACAGUGGAUGAAAUGUAAUACAAAUGUCGGAGGCUUAAUCGUUGGUUCUGCCAACGAACAGCCUUGAUUUGAAUUGAGCACUCCCUUGCAAACGACAACACUAAAGAACACUGAAUCAGGAAGAAAAAAACUCUGCUAUAUUAUAACGUCAGUGAACUGUUAUUUAGAGAAUUCCUUCAAAUAUUAAAUUGGUUCAAUUUGUAUAUAUCAA
Messenger RNA from Pocillopora damicornis (cauliflower coral), 1953 nucleotides. Its product is annotated as matrix metalloproteinase-25. The record is from RefSeq and is a predicted model, not a curated record. Gene Ontology annotation, molecular function: metalloendopeptidase activity; zinc ion binding. Gene Ontology annotation, biological process: extracellular matrix organization; proteolysis; collagen catabolic process. Gene Ontology annotation, cellular component: extracellular matrix. NCBI's taxonomy places the organism in Eukaryota, Metazoa, Cnidaria, Anthozoa, Scleractinia, Pocilloporidae.